Molecule: messenger RNA, 1027 nt
Organism: Schistosoma spindalis
Lineage: Eukaryota; Metazoa; Platyhelminthes; Trematoda; Strigeidida; Schistosomatidae
Source: the annotation of a GenBank genome assembly
AUGUCAAAUCAACGUGCUUCGUGCUCAAGCGACAUUUCAGUCGUCCUUAGCGAACCUUUUCAAAGUAUGAUACUGAACAAGCGUUUUGCAUACUGGGAUGACUUUGAUAACGCCCUAAAAGAGUUCCAAAAAACUACGUGCACUCAUUACAUCCACGCAGAAAGCAGGUUGCUGAAGGAUGUCAGAUUCAAAUACCUGUUUGUUGCUUUUCAUUGUACAUUUGGUCAUAAGCGGAAAUCAGAAGGUUUGAAAGUGAAUCAAAAAUCGUCUAAAUUCCUUAAUUGUCAAUCAAAGUUCCGUGUACGACUGGAGGCGGAAGGAUAUGUCAUCAAAUCCUACAAGAUGCUCCACAAUCAUCCAUGUAGUAGUUCAUGGAUGGUUUGUAAUCCAUGGACAAGAAGAUUAUCGUCGGAAGAAAAAGAGAAUUUGAAGCCAGUCAUUUUGCAGUCGCAGUCAACUGAUGAAAUUAUAGAAUGUGUCAAGGAGAGAACUGGUAAGGUGGUCACUGUUGUUGAUGUCAAGUCUAUGAAAGCUGAACUCUCCACAGGUUGUUGUACGCGUAAAAAUGUUAUGGAUUUGUUGCGACAGAAAGGUGAAGUUAGGGAACAUUUAGAAAAUGGAUAUGUAACGAGAAUAUGUUUCAGUAUUUAUGACCAAAUGCACUUGUACAAUGAAUAUCCGGAAGUUGUUUGCAUUGAUUCUACUUAUAAUACCAAUAAUAAGAAAUAUUCCUUAUUUCAGUUGGUUGUAACGGAUAACUUUGGUCGAGGACGUACGGUCAUGUUUGCCUGGACGCUAAAGGAAAUGCGUGCAGAUGUCACCUGGAUUCUAGACAAAUUCAAAGAAAUCAUGGGAACAACAAGACGGACAGAAACAUUUGUUAUGGACUGUGCACGAUCAGAAAGCGCGGCUGUCCGUAUCACACACGGGCACGCAAACAUUAUUCUGUGCGCUUUUCACGUAAUCCGCGCUUUCCGCAAAAAGACACGUGACAAAAUCGUGAGAACGUACCUCAGUCGAUUGGUAA